Epinephelus lanceolatus (giant grouper) is the source of this 3001-nucleotide messenger RNA. Lineage: Eukaryota; Metazoa; Chordata; Actinopteri; Perciformes; Serranidae. The record is from RefSeq and is a predicted model, not a curated record.
CUAAUUUUUGCGGACUCCACCUUAUGUUGUCCGAUAAAAGACGGGAUAUUGAAGUACAGAAGAAAAUGCAUUUCCAUUAGUUCAGAAACAAUAAAAAAAAUGAAUGUGCUGAAAUCUGGUGGACCACCACCCCCAAACUAAGAUGUUGGCCAACUUGUGGUUCCAAAUAAUGCAUGUUAACGUCAUGAUAAUGAUGGAAAUAACUGCAGAUUAUAUAAUGACACUUGAAGAUGGAGUGCACUGACACAGUGAGAGAGAAACUUUUUCGGAAUCAUUAACCUUUCUGUCUGUACAUACAUACCAGUACUCAAACAUGCAUGGAUGCUAUAAUGUAAGUGUUUGUCACAUCUCACAGUCAUGUCCCCAUAAUGCACCACAGGGGGCAAGCAAAACAACAAACCCAGCAAUACUGUAGCUCUGUGUUAAAUUCCAAUUUUGCGAAGCUCAGUUCUCAUUUUUUUUAUAAACUAAAAAGCUGAUCAAUGCUAUAAUAUACUUAAUACUAAUACUUUGGUAACCUUUUUUUCAUAGUGAUUGUAACUGAUCAGCAAUUCAGUGGUUAUGUUAAUUGGUUUGCCCUUGUUUAAAUUGCACAUGGGAGAAGUUUUCCUUCUUGGCUUUCUCAGAGAGCCCCUUCUGAUAGACAUCUAUUCAUUUUAACCCAAACCAUGACCUUGUUUCUAAUCUUAACCUAGAAUUCCCUAUUCUCCCAACUACAUUCAUUUCCUUAUGCUUGAAGAUCUCAGAUGGUGGCACAAACUGCUUAAUGGAAACUUAGUUUGCAUCUGUAGUUGUGAUUUACAGCAGCAAGUCCUGAAUUGUUGGUGCAUUCCUGUGAAAUAAUGUAGAAACUAAAAGUUAAAAUUAAAAGACAAAAUCCAAAUGGAAGAAAACUUGCAUCAGCAAACAGGACCAGUGGUCACAAUGAGACCCUCUCCAGUACUAACUUACCUAACCAUAUAUGUAUAAACAGAAUUUGAAAUGACAGCGUAACAAUACAUAAAAACCUGAGAUGGCUCAAGAAAAGCUGCUUUACUUGAUUGGUAUUUACUGCAGCGCUAGUUUGUAUUGCUGAGUGGUUUCGUGUUUUGUCCAUGCUUCUGCUUAAACGUUUGACGUAAUCAUCAGCCAGUGUCAUCUGCAGUGAUCCUGUGUUGGAGAUUGCUGCACAGAGAGCAAUCUCUAAGAGAAUAAAUGUGAAUAAAAAAUUGAUCACAAAAAAAGGAGAAUAAAGAUGUAGCCAGCAGGUGCCCAAAUUUGAGUUUUUAGUUCAUACAAGGAUCAAAAGCCAUGGUGGCAAGAAGUUACUGUAGGUAUUGAGUGUUUCCUCUGCAUAUGACUUACUGCUUUGUAUUUGUUUUUGUCUGUAGCCCAUCCAUAACAGCCUUAAAACCCACUCAGCUGGCAUGAAAGGUCAGUUAAACCCAGGAUGAUAUGCCCGCAGACCCCCCCCAGGUGACCUCAUGCCUUCAGCACCCAUUGGUGUCACUGCAGAACCUAGACAUCACUAAAAGAAGUUAACCAAACCUUUUUAACAUCCAGUUCUGAGAGUUUGUACGUGUGCUGUCAUGGUUUACAUCACUGACUUCCCUCAGGAUCUAUGUUAGUGUCUUGUGACAGUGUGGUUAAAGAUGACUAGGAUCCAGUACCUGGCUUGUCUGUGGACGCUGUUCUUGACACAAACUGGAUUUGUGUGCAGUGACAUUCAGUUCAUGGAGAGGAAUCAGGGGGAAACUGUGGUACUUCCCUGUGUGACUGACCCCAGAAACCCCUCGCCCUACGGCGUCUACCUGAAGCGUGACUGGCUGCGUCCCAAGGAAGUGCUGUUCAAGUACACCGACAGCAACUUCAAGCUAAACGAUAAUGAUGACAAGAACCGCAUCAGUGUCACCGGCGACCCGAGCAGGCACUCCCUGAACGUGACCAUCUCUCAGCUGAAUGCCGGUGACACAGACCGCUAUUACUGUGAGUUCCUCGUGGCCAACCCUUCCUCUGAAGACGAUCGAAUACGUGGGAAGACAGAAUUCGUCCUCCUUGUUAAUGCUGAUGCCCCUGGGACAGUGAACAUAGGUUUGGUAGAGACGUGUUCUGGGGCCUCGGCCGUGCUCCCCUGCAUCCCUCAACACGGGGAGGCCUUGGCCGUGGAGGGGGUGAGUCUGAUGCGGCAGAGGGGCCAGAAGCCUGUGGAGGUGUUGUACCACUCAAAGCGCCACCAUGGCGGCGGCUCUUCCUCCUCCCAGUUCCCCGUCGAGAGGGUCCAGUUGUCCUCUGCUCCCGGUCCUAGGGGCAUCACCUACAACCUGACCCUGAAGCAGCUGCAGCCAGAUGACAGCGCCCUGUACAGCUGCCAGCUGCUCCUGCGCGGUGGGCCCGACUCCACCACCAGUCUGGGCAGACAAGUGUUCUUUGUGUCUGUGCAAGGAGGUCAGUGCGGCUGCUCCAACUACUCCACCCUGCUGUAUGCUUUGUCCGCGGCUGUGGCUGUCCUCCUCCUCCUCCUCUUCGGAUUUGUGGUGAUUUAUAAAGGCAAAGCACGCCGCAGUGUCAAGUCACACCCUCAGGCCCCCAUCUACGAGGAGAUGACUGGGGUGAAGCCUGUCUGUCGAAAACUGGCCCCCCACCAUCUGGAGGAAAUGGAGUCUUCUGAGUACAGAAACUGCCCUGUGAAGAAAUCCUGUCCUGAAAACCAUUACGAAAGCCCCAAACCCAGGAGUGAAUUUUAGAAAUGAAAUAUUAGACCAACUUAUCAACUCAGCUGUCUGAAACUUACUGCACUCAAAUUUACUCUAUUAAAUUACUUUAAAUUACUUUAAUUAGUUUCUCCAACACAUUCAAACAGCUUAGAUUCUGUCAGACUGUUAUAUCUCAUGUAUAUUGGACUGGGGAUAGUUUGAAUGAGUGUUUGUAUUUGACAUUUUCUCAAGGACCUUUGUAAAUGUUGACUGCCCAUGUUUGUGUGUUUGUGUUUGAGCAAAUAAAGUUACCCUGUGGAGUUUUGUAA